Cokeromyces recurvatus is the source of this 1723-nucleotide messenger RNA. RefSeq lists its product as uncharacterized. The transcript is spliced from 2 exons. The coding region runs from base 157 to 1464 and encodes 435 amino acids. The record is from RefSeq and is a predicted model, not a curated record. NCBI's taxonomy places the organism in Eukaryota, Fungi, Mucoromycota, Mucoromycetes, Mucorales, Mucoraceae.
CUCAAGCGUGGUCCCGUUGUGAAAAAAAAGCCACAAAUCACCACCAAUUUAAAACUUAACUUUCUUAACGGGAUAUUAGUAUUUUUAAAACGGUUUGCUAGUUUCAUUGUAACGAUUCUAGUCUAAUGUCUUAACGCGAGUUUUUUAUAAAUUGAAAUGGACAAUUGCAAAUCUCGACGUACGUACGAUCAGGCCUUCUUGUAUGCAAAGGGUGAAACGAACAGAAGUGGUCAUUCUAAGAAACGAGCAUUGAUGUUCGCGGAUUUUUAUGAUGUUGUACCUGUCGCGAUAACUGAUGAAGAUGGUAACGAAUUAGAUGUAAUUUUGUCACCAAGUCAUAUAGACCAAUUUCAAACAAUGCUUGCAAAACCUACGCAACUGACUCUAAGACGUCCAACUCAAGAUGUAUCUCCUAAUAAUAUGUUUAGAACUUGUGAUACUGUUAAUAGCAUCGGUGAAUUUGGAGCGAUAUCGCAAUACUUAACAAAGCGCCACUAUACUGAAUUGAACAAGGAUAUGAUUGAAACACUGAGCCAAGACUGGGAGAUUAAGCCAAGCCAACGUUUCAUUGCGGCAAGAGCGCUAAUUGGAUCUAUAAUAAUCGAUACUGAAAACCAUCGUGGUCUUCUUAUUUUAGCAUUGGAAGUUUAUGGCCGUGACCCUGAUAUUGAUAGCCACGCCGAACAACGAAGCUCUACUGGAUCCACUCGCCAAUCGACAUCUGUGCCGUCUUUGGGCCACAACGAUUUCGAAAUAUGUACUAUGCACCAAACAGAAGGAAGUAAUAUUUCCAUGAAGCUUAUACUUGGUACUCACUCCUUUAACGCCCUUGUAACUGCUAGUACACGUAUUGACAAUUUGGUUGAUCAGCCGGAAUGCGGACCUAACACUGUAAAUUUCGUUGUGCCUCCUCGAUUCCAUUUAAAAUACAAACUAUACCUUGACUCGCAAUCAUGGUCUGACUCUUUAACGCUAGAUAAAAAGACUAACUUGAAUUCAAUUUAUACCCACUCCCGACUUAUGCAACUUCGACAGCUUAAAACACGAUUUCAUAAAAUUGAUACUUACUCUUCUUCGCGUUCUUCAUUAUUCCAUGGCUAUUUACAGCAACCUAUGACAGUAUUCACGUAUGGUAAAAGUACUACAUCUAUUAAUUCUGGGGCCUUAUCUUCUAGGUUAUUAGCUACUUUAGCUACCUCAGUUAUGAGGGAUGGUGAAAAUGCUCGUUUAGGGAAAAACAGCGUUGAAAAAUUAUUGUCCGAAUUUACCAAAGAAACAAAGGCUAAACUUGUUUUUCUACGAAUACUUCAACUUUUUGACGACGGUGAUAUUAUUCCUAUUAUUGGAAAUACUGACCUGAAUUCUCUUGCUGAGGAAUUAGCUACCUUGUUAGCACCGUAUAUAUCUACCGCAAACAAAAAAAGUGUUAUUCCUUCCCUCGCCGACCAUUUAAAAUCAUAUUGAUUGUAGUAACCCACUCUUUUUAUUAAAUGUAUACCUGUUGCACUCCCUCUUCCUCUUCAUGUCAUGCAAUACCUUUUAUUAUCAUUGUUUAUUAUUAAAAGCUAUUAGUUAAAAAAUAAAAUAUAGUACAGUAAUACAGGCUUCAAACUCGACCAACCCUAAAUUCUUAAACAUGCUCGAACAUUUAAUAAUAACAAAAGAUACGUGGUACAUUUAUAAGAAAUAGUAGGUGGGUAUGGUGCAUCUCAGCUAUAACCAA